AUGCCAAAACGUAGCGGCAUCACUGACCUCAUUGCGGAGGGCUACCCCGCGCAGCAGGUGCUGCUGCAGCUGCAGUCCGAGGUUCUGGCGGCCCCCUCGGACCCCGACGCCUCGGACAGCGCGAUCCCGGCAAAGCCGCGCUCGCAGAUCUGCGAGCUGCUGGCAGAGGCUGACAAGUGCCUGCAGGACGGCGCGGACGAGUUUUUGCAGCUGCUGCACGUCGGGGCGCAGACGCAGAAGGCCCUCGCGCGGGCCUAG
This is a messenger RNA of Monoraphidium neglectum, 258 nucleotides long. RefSeq lists its product as hypothetical. Gene Ontology annotation, molecular function: DNA binding. Lineage: Eukaryota; Viridiplantae; Chlorophyta; Chlorophyceae; Sphaeropleales; Selenastraceae. The transcript is spliced from 3 exons. Gene Ontology annotation, biological process: DNA replication. The record is from RefSeq and is a predicted model, not a curated record. Bases 1 to 258 code for a protein of 85 amino acids.